Messenger RNA from Lachancea meyersii CBS 8951, 267 nucleotides. The record is from the annotation of a GenBank genome assembly. Lineage: Eukaryota; Fungi; Ascomycota; Saccharomycetes; Saccharomycetales; Saccharomycetaceae.
AUGUCUGACAAACACCGGCAGCAACAGCUUUUCCAAGUUAUGAGGCAGAAGCAUUUAGGCUUAGGCACUGAAAAUACGACGACUGAUGAGUGGAUAACACAAGUACAUAAAGACACAUAUUAUAGUAUGGCCUCGCAUAGUGCCAUGUUAGAGUACCUGACGUUGUCGCAAGGUGACUCCAGCAAACGAAUCACAGAGCUGCGACUUCUGGAGAAGAUGUGCGACAAACCGCCAGCAAACAAGCGAAAGCUCCCGGAGCUCCCGUAG